Molecule: messenger RNA, 593 nt
Organism: Suricata suricatta (meerkat)
Lineage: Eukaryota; Metazoa; Chordata; Mammalia; Carnivora; Herpestidae
Gene: ATP5MG
Product: ATP synthase membrane subunit g
Exons: 4
Coding region: 16-489 (157 amino acids)
Biological process (GO): proton motive force-driven ATP synthesis
Molecular function (GO): proton transmembrane transporter activity
Source: RefSeq, a predicted model, not a curated record
AUUAAGUGGAAUUUGAUGAGAAGAGUUUGUUUUCCUUCCCCAUUUGUUUAUUCAGUCCUUGGCUGUGUGGACUCCUGUGCACUUACUUCAUACUUCGUGCCUUCGGUAGCAUGUUACUUGUUUGGUUCAGGUGGCUGCAGCCUUGGGGACUCUCUCAGGACUGGCUGUUGGAGCUUUGUGUCCGUUGAAGAUUUGCCCCUGGCCCUAAGCACAAAGGCUGAUUCGGCUGCGGCUGUGACUUACUCGAAGCCUCGACUGGCCACGUUCUGGCACUACGCCAAGGUUGAGCUGGUUCCUCCGACCCCGGCCGAGGUCCCUGCCGCGAUCCAGAGCUUGAAGCAGAUGGUCAGGAGCGCCCAGACCGGCGGCUUCAAGCAGCUCACCGUCAAGGAGGCUCUGCUGAACGGCGUGGUGGCCACUGAGGUGUGGAUGUGGUUUUAUGUCGGCGAGAUCAUAGGCAAGCGCGGCAUCAUUGGCUACGAUGUUUGAGGACCAAUCCUGGACAUCUGUGUAUAUCUGGUGUGUUGCCCGAGUGGUUUCGGACCAUGUGUGAUCAGACUGGUAUCUGAAUAAAACAAGAUCAUGUCUCAGAA